Molecule: messenger RNA, 1053 nt
Organism: Panicum virgatum (switchgrass)
Lineage: Eukaryota; Viridiplantae; Streptophyta; Magnoliopsida; Poales; Poaceae
Product: DNA-directed RNA polymerase V subunit 7-like
Exons: 3
Coding region: 178-771 (197 amino acids)
Biological process (GO): DNA-templated transcription initiation
Molecular function (GO): single-stranded RNA binding; single-stranded DNA binding
Source: RefSeq, a predicted model, not a curated record
CCGAACGUCGCUCUGCUGGUCUUCUUUCCCCACGCCUUCCCUUCCUAGCGCCGGCGACCUCGGGGGGAGCGUCGCCGCCCGCCGAUUGUUUCGUCCGGCGACGAGCGUCCGGCAGCCGCUGCUCCUCUCCUCCCCGCCAGAUCCGGUGGGCCGGCGACGGUGACGGCCUGACGGGCGAUGCGCUGGGCGGGCCUCCGUCGGCCCGAGCAGCUCACGGCCGCACCAUCUGGCAGGUACUCAGCCAUGGUGUUUCUUGAGGCGGAGAUGUCAUGGAAUGUGUUGAUCUCACCUAGCCAGCUGGACCGCAAGGGCCUCCUGCUCCGCAAGGGUAUCAUUGUACGUCUUCUGGAGGAUGUUACGAAUAGGAGGGCUUCCAAGGAGCAUGGCUACUACGUUGCCGUCAAUCAGCUGAAGGCGAUAUCUGAAGGCAAAGUGCGUGAGCUAACUGGAGAUGUUCUGUUCCCAGUUACGUUCACCUGCAUCACGCAGAAGCCUAUGAAGGGUGAGGUCAUGGUUGGACACGUGGAUAGGAUCCUCAAGCAUGGCGUGUUUCUCAAAUCUGGUCCCAUCGAGAGCAUCUUCAUGGCUGAGAAGUCGAUGAGCGACUACAAGUACAUUGGUGGGGAGAACCCGAUCUUCAUGAAUGACCACUCGAAGCUGGAGAAGGGCACUGCUGUGCGUUUCAAGGUCAUGGGGUUCCGUUGGAUGGAAGCUGACCGCCAGUUCCAGCUUCUUGCUACGAUCGCUGGUGACUUUCUCGGGCCGCUGUGAACUGCUUCCACAGGUUAAAUGCGAUUCUGAUGUAUAUUGCCCAUCAGAUGGUUGAUGGAUGGGUGGAUCUGAAGUGUUAGAAUGAACUUUGCAGUCAGCAGUUUCUCUUUAGUGGCAACACAUGGCUGAUGUCUUAUCUGACGGUAAUGCUAUCCACUGAUGCCAGAGACAUUUGGCUCCGUGGUUUUGACAUGUCAGUACUCAGUAUGCUUGCUUGCAAAGUUGCAAGUGCACGCUACUUGGUGUUCCCUGAUCUGGUCAGUGGUUGGAUUUGCAUUUGUA